Messenger RNA from Rosa chinensis, 1333 nucleotides. Its product is annotated as probable WRKY transcription factor 17. The record is from RefSeq and is a predicted model, not a curated record. Gene Ontology annotation, biological process: regulation of DNA-templated transcription. Bases 118 to 1137 code for a protein of 339 amino acids. NCBI's taxonomy places the organism in Eukaryota, Viridiplantae, Streptophyta, Magnoliopsida, Rosales, Rosaceae. Gene Ontology annotation, molecular function: DNA-binding transcription factor activity; sequence-specific DNA binding. The transcript has 3 exons.
ACACACAGCCUUAACUCUCUCCUUCUCUCCUCCUCCUUCUUCAACCUAAAACCUCUCUCUAUCUCCCCAUGGUUUGUUGAGCUUCCUCGCCAUUAAACGCAGCGUUUUUGACUUCAAAUGGCGGUGGAGAUGAUGAGCUUUCCGAAGAUGGAAGACCAAAAGGCCAUCCAGGAGGCCGCGUCGCAAGGCUUGAAGAGCAUGGAGCACCUGAUUCGUUACCUCUCUCACCAGCAACUGUCUAACCAGCCCUCCUCUCGCGUGGACUGCACCGACCUCACAGACCACACCGUCUCCAAGUUCAAAAAGGUCAUUUCCCUUCUGAACCGGACCGGCCACGCCCGGUUCAGGCGCGGACCGGUCGCCGCGGUUCCGGCUCACCAUCAUCAUCAUCAUCAGUUCUCUUCUUCUUCUUCUUCCACCUCUCUCCCCUUCCCUCCCUCCCAGACCCUGAGCUUGGCUCCGGCACCCGUCGCUUCCCCGGCGAUUGCUCCUCCGGCUCCGGUCAAAGCUCCGGAGACUAAUUUUGCUCAUUCCAUGACGCUUGACUUCACCAGGCCUAAUGCGCUGGCCUCAAACCCUAAGUGCACCGACAUCGAGUUCAGCGUCUCGUCCAGCUCGUCGUUCAUGUCGUCGGCCAUCACCGGAGACAACAGCGUCUCCAACGGCAAGCUCGGUCUGUUCAUUGCCCCCAAUCCGGCCCCUGCCGUCUCCGGCGCCAAGCCUCCGCUCUCCGCCGCGCCGUUUAAGAAGCGGUGCCACGAGCACGACCACUCCGACGAUGUCUCCUGCAAGUUAUCCGGAUCCGGAUCCGCUUCCGGGUCGGGCAAGUGCCAUUGCUCCAAGAGAAGGAAAAAUCGGGUGAAGAAAACAAUCCGAGUCCCGGCGAUUAGUUCAAAGAUUGCCGAUAUUCCGCCGGACGAGUACUCCUGGAGAAAGUACGGCCAGAAGCCGAUCAAAGGCUCACCUUACCCAAGGGGUUAUUACAAGUGUAGUACAGUGAGGGGGUGUCCGGCGAGAAAACACGUGGAGCGAGCACCGGAUGAUCCGGCGAUGCUGAUUGUAACGUACGAGGGGGAGCAUCGACACGCUCCGGAUAAUAUGAGCGGCGGAGUUGGGAUGGUAUUCGAGUCAACGUGAUAGGGAAAGUGGGUGGAGGAAGAGGGUUCUUGCUUUGUUUUGUGUUAAAGGUUGAAGCAGUUGAGAGGGAGAAAGGAUGGAUGUAAAUUUUUUUUUUUUUUUUUUUAAUUAAUUAAUUAGGAUAAUGGGGCAGAAUCUCAAUCUGUCAUCAAUCAAAUUAAAAUUUAAUUCUACUCUUUCGUUUCUUGAUUUGCCA